GCCAAGAUGGCAGCGUCCAUCUGAAAGACAUACUUCAUAGGAGAUCACAUCAAAAUGCUGAUUUAACCUCAGUGAAGGGCUGCAGAGUUGUAGCCAUUUAAAGCUAACAGCAACAUGAGGCGGCUUAUUAAAGUUUUCAAACAAUUCAGUAAUAAGCCGCUGCUGAGCCCCAGCGCGGGCCUGAGUUCCGUCUCCAAAUGCUCGGUUGAAGGCCACGAAAAUAAAGGAGAUACAGGGCGGCUGUUGGUGUGUGGUUCAUCUGCAGUCGUGCUGGAGAAAGUGCGAGGGCAAGUGGAGGUUCAGGAAGACUUCAUCAGUGAAGAUGAAGAGCUUGCACUGCUGAAGGAGCUUGAGCCAGGUCUCAAGAAGAAACGCUAUGAAUUCGAUCAUUGGGAUGACGCGAUCCAUGGUUAUCGGGAGACGGAGCGUUUGCAGUGGACUGCAUUGUGUGAGGCUGUGCUGGGGCGAGUCAGAGGCGUGGCGUUCCCCAAAGACAGUCAGCUUCUUGGCCCGGUGCAUGUGCUGGACCUGGACAAGGCUGGCUACAUAAAACCCCACAUCGACAGCAUCAAGUUCUGUGGCAGUACCAUUGCAGGACUGAGUCUCCUGUCCGACAGCGUGAUGCGAUUGGUCAGUGAGGACAAUGCCUCCGAUUGGCUGGACCUGCUUUUGCCCAGGCGAUCCCUGUACAUUCUGAGGAACCACGCCCGAUUUCACUUCACACACGAGAUCCUGAAAGAUGAGGAGUCAUUCUUCUCAGGGAAAAAAGUACCUCGCCAUCGUCGCAUUUCUGUAAUCUGCAGGAACCUCCCCACCUGAGGGGAGGGAGCAGAGGGGACACAUGAUUGCAGUGUGGUGGGAGUGUAUUUCAACAUUGAUCUCUGUAUUGAUGCCAGAAGCAGACCCUGCACUUACUAAUAUGUCAAUAUAUCAAUUUUCAACUUGAGUGAAUGUUUAAAAUUAGUUUAUUUCUGCCAUAGCAUUUUUUGUAAAUACAUACCUGUCCCUUUAACAGAUUGUAUUUGUUAUACAGUAUUUUGUAUAUUUUGAAGAAAAAUUGAAAUUCCUGGUAUUUUGGGGAGGGCAUUUUUGAUGUCUGUACCAAUUUUGAACGAUAAGAAUCCUCCAGAUGUUGAAAGAAUGGCUCUUUUGAAAGUAUAAGGUGACACUUGAUUUAGGAAAGAAAAGAAGUAACGGGGAGGUGUCACGUACCCACUGAGUUUAUCCGAAAUAAUCAUUCAAGCAACAAAGGGUAGGUUUGUGCUUCAGCUUUAAUCAUAGCUGUACAAUUGUACACAAAACAUGAGAAACUGAAAAUAAAUUAUGAA
This is a messenger RNA of Megalops cyprinoides (Indo-Pacific tarpon), 1328 nucleotides long. RefSeq names its product alkB homolog 7 (gene alkbh7). Gene Ontology annotation, cellular component: mitochondrial matrix. Gene Ontology annotation, biological process: fatty acid metabolic process; DNA damage response. The transcript has 4 exons. Lineage: Eukaryota; Metazoa; Chordata; Actinopteri; Elopiformes; Megalopidae. The record is from RefSeq and is a predicted model, not a curated record. The coding region runs from base 115 to 819 and encodes 234 amino acids.